AGUCACAGCCAGCCGGCCCACCAUUCGAUCUAUCAUUCCGAGGUCCGACUUCCUAUCAAGUUCUCGUGCACGAACCGGCACAAACAUGGCGUGCCUUUUCUGUUCGCUGUUUUUAGGGGUUUUAACCGUCAUUCUUUCUCCUCAGCACUGUUUUUCUGAUGAUUCCCCAAGAGUGCAGAUCAAAGAAACCAUAUUUACAGGCACCAAUCAUUACAUAGCAGAAAGCAUAACCCCUGUGUAUUCCUUCAGAGGUAUCUACUAUGCUGAGUCUCCAGUAGGGGCUAGGAGAUUUUCUCCACCUGUCACGAAGAAACUUCCUGGUGGACCAUAUGAUGCCACCAUGUCUGGCCCAUUUUGCCCCCAAAAUCUUGAGACAACAUCCAUUGUAUUUCCACGUCCGUUUCCUUCAGAUGAAAUGAGUGAAGAUUGCCUCCAUCUUGAUGUGUAUACUCCUAGCCUGAACUCUGAGGAGAAGCUGGCAGUCAUGGUGUACUUCCAUGGAGGUGCUUAUGCCAAUGGUGCAGGAGGCUAUUAUGAUGGUUCUCCAUAUGCUUUGUUUCAAAAUGUGGUACUAGUGGCUGCAAAUUACCGUCUAGGUGCUUUAGGUUACUUAAGUACAGGAGAUGAAGCUGCCUUUGGUAACUUUGCUCUUCUGGACCAGCACAUGGUUCUUCAGUGGAUACACAACCAUAUAAAGCACUUUGGUGGUGACUCAAACAGUGUCACAAUCUUUGGAGAAUCUGCUGGAGCUGUCAACAUCAUUCUCCACCUCCAGUCAUCUCUAUCACAAGGCUUCUUCCACCGUGCUAUCUCUCAAAGCGGGGUGGCGCACAGUCCCAUCAUGACCUCCAAGAACCCUCUUCAUGUUGCCCAGAGGCUGGCUCAGAAACUAAGCUGUCCAACUUCCACCACCAAAGUACUGGUAGAAUGUUUACGAGGCAAGUCUGCUGAUGAUCUACUUAAGGUUGAUAUGGAUGACCCUGACAUACCAACUUUACCUUUUGCCCCUGUUGUGGAUGGCUUCUUUAUAGAGGAAGAUCCACUUGAAGCGCUGAUGAUGGGGAAAUUAACACGUGGCCCGGAGCUUUUGAUAGGUGUAAAUAACCAUGAAGGAGGAUUCUCCAACUUGGCAAACAGGAUAAAUAUUGAGUUUCUGGAAAAAUUCAAUGUUCAAGCCUUCAGAAACAUAGUCCAGUCUCAGCUUGGGAAAUUCAUACCAGGAGACUUGAGUGAUUUGAUAACGAGUAUUGAACUCAUGUAUGGAGGCAAGAAUGGUAUGACUGAUGAGGAUGCAUUUUAUCAGCUUACAGAAGUCAUUGGAGAUCUAAUAUACGUUGUUCCUGCCUUAGCUCUGGCUGAUGUUAGGACAGCCCUGGGGGAUAAAGUAUACUUCUAUGAAUACCAGCACCGAAUGUCAUGUUCAAGGGCUCCAUCUUGGGUUAGAGCUGAUCAUGGUGAUGAGGAGGCCAUCGUCUUUGGUUUUCCCUUCCUAGACAAGCAUGAACUGGGACGCCUUCAUUUUACUCCGGAGGAGAAAGACCUUAGCCAUAUUGUGAUGACUUACUGGGCAAAUUUUGCAAAGACUGGUGACCCCAAUGGUGAUAGCAACUCCUCUACUGUUAGAUACUGGCCAAGGUACUCUGUGGAGGACAAGGAUUAUAUGAAGCUGGACUUCAUUCCGGAGGUAGCACAAAACUUAAAACCAGACAUCGUCAACUUCUGGCAACAACUUAUGAACAGGGUACACAAGCAGGCAUCAAGGGAUGAAUUAUAGAGGGAUGUAUUGUCAACUCUGCACCAGUGCUGUAACAUGACAUGAAUUAUUUUGCUCCCUCCUUGCCAGAAAAAAAUGUUUUAGGAUUAGGGACUCUAAAUGUAUAGAACUGCAGUGCUUGAUGUGAACACUUGCCUUUUCGAAGCAGUGACUAAACCAUGCAAAACAAAAUGUAUGUAAUCACCUCUUGAAAAGGAAUUUAUUUGGUCCCAAAACAUUAAACUUGGGGAUGCCACAAAAUAUAUGAUUCUUCUGCAAGCUGAUUUGAAUAGAUAGCCAAACCGCAGUGCUGUAAAUCAAAAUUUGGAGUUCUGAAACAGUGCCUCCUUAUAAAUGUUUUUAGUGCAGCCGUCAGACGGUAAAACUGUCUUAACUCGAAAAAUUUGACUUUUUGAGGUAAAUUCACUUUUCUGGUAAUGUGUGGGUGCUUUUUCAAUGGUGCUUUCGAGAAAAUCCCAUCAUGUCUUGAUUUAGAGAUAAUUUCCGCUGUCUUGGUACUUUUUUGUAUUUUUCCUUCAGAUUUGAUGGUAAAAUGGUCUUUCUUUGAGUUAGCCCAUUGUUGGUAAUGUUGUCUGGAGGUAAAAACAAGCUAUCUUACAUAAACCUUUAACCUUCUUAAUUGAGAUUCUUGAAUCAUCGCUGUCAGAUGGAAAAAUGGUCCAUCUUCGAGUUAGACCAGUUAACCGCCACAUUACACGGCCGUCAGAUGGUAAAACGGUCUAUCUCGAAAAUCGCUGAAGAAUGUUGUGCUGAUUUGGGGUAAGAUGGUAAAAAAAUGGUCUAUAUAGAAGAUAGACCAUUUUACCAUCUUAUGAUAUGAGUGUUUACAUGUGCUGUGGUUAAACAAUCUAUCUACACAAAAAUCUCUGUUAUUUCAUAACUAAAACCCCAAGUAAGCACAAAAUUCUUCAGUUAUUAGUGUUUAUUGUGCUUCUUCUUUUCCCAUUGCUAAAAAUGCAUUAUUUCCAUCUCAUAAAAAAACUCAAACCUCUAAACUUUAAAGCCAUUUUUCUCAGAACAGCGAUUUCAAGAUAGACCGUUUUACCAUCUGACAACCGACUGUGGUGAGAGAAUCAUAUUUAUGUGUAUUAAAAUUGCCUUUGAAUAUGCAGAAUUGAAUAUGUCCUAAUGACACUCUUUUUAGGGUGAUAACAUUGU
Lytechinus variegatus (green sea urchin) is the source of this 2932-nucleotide messenger RNA. RefSeq names its product carboxylesterase 5A-like. The transcript is spliced from 5 exons. Gene Ontology annotation, biological process: chemical synaptic transmission; modulation of chemical synaptic transmission; neuron cell-cell adhesion. Lineage: Eukaryota; Metazoa; Echinodermata; Echinoidea; Temnopleuroida; Toxopneustidae. The record is from RefSeq and is a predicted model, not a curated record. Bases 86 to 1774 code for a protein of 562 amino acids. Gene Ontology annotation, cellular component: cell surface; synapse. Gene Ontology annotation, molecular function: signaling receptor activity; neurexin family protein binding.